UUUUGAAGUCCUAUGACACUUUGAAGACAGAAACAAUACCUUUAUGUCUGCAGCACCUUGUUUUCUGCGUUCAGCUCUAAAAAAGGCUCAGUGAACACAAAGACCAAAGAGGCAUUUCUCCUGGCUCAUCUCCUUUCAAUAACACAUCAUUGGUCAAGAGUGACUUGGUGCUCUGUAAAGAUGCAUUUUAAAUGAUAAAAACUCAGGGUAAACCCAGCCCUCUGCUCACUUACUGCAGGUCAUGUGAUUUGAUCUGUUUGACACAGCAAAGCAAUAUAAAGCCAGAAGCUACAGGUCACACAGCAAGAAGAUUUCUAGUUGCAGUGGACCUUACAGCCCAAGACACAAUCAGCUGGAACAUCAUGUUGAAUAAAUUCCUACUGUGUUGGUGGGUGCUUCUUGGCCUUCAAGUCACUCUGACCUCUGCCUAUAGCAGUAGUCAUUUGGAAGAUGUCAAUCCCCCUUUAGCAGGGGUAGGGAGUUACGUCAGUGCCAACAGUAUGAGGAAAGCCAAAGAGACUUCCUUUUCUACUGCAGAUGCCUUCACACAAACAGACCUUGACACGGCAAGCACAGAUUCAACAGAAGAGCUGCUGUUUGAAGAUGUCAGCUCAUUGGAGAACGAAGUGCUGUCCGAAGAUUUGGAGACCCAGAGACGAGUCGCCCGCUCUCCCAGACGAUGUGUUCGACAUUGGGAGUCAUGUCUGGGACACCAGCUUCCCUGCUGUGACCCCUGUGCUACUUGCUAUUGUCGAUUUUUUAAUGCUAUCUGCUACUGCAGAAGAAUUGGGAACACAUGUUCCCAAGGAAGGAAUUAAUACAAAUUACUUGGCACAUCUUUUUAUUCUUGUACUGUAAAAUAUGUUCAUGGAUAAGCUUUACAAAUGAAGCAAUGAGUGUGAUCUCUUUUUAUUAUCUUUUAUGAAACAUUAAUA
Erpetoichthys calabaricus (reedfish) is the source of this 935-nucleotide messenger RNA. RefSeq names its product agouti related neuropeptide (gene agrp). Lineage: Eukaryota; Metazoa; Chordata; Cladistia; Polypteriformes; Polypteridae. Gene Ontology annotation, biological process: positive regulation of feeding behavior; neuropeptide signaling pathway; hormone-mediated signaling pathway. Gene Ontology annotation, molecular function: neuropeptide hormone activity; type 1 melanocortin receptor binding. Gene Ontology annotation, cellular component: extracellular region. The transcript is spliced from 4 exons. The coding region runs from base 192 to 818 and encodes 208 amino acids. The record is from RefSeq and is a predicted model, not a curated record.